CACAAUCGCGUUAAAAUCAACUUGAUCGACCUGUCAAUAAAUAAAAUAAAAAAUACAUAUCACACACACACACACCACACCGGUCGGCAAGUCGUCUUUCCAUCACAACCUAACCUUACCCAUCCAUCAACCACCAUCAACCAGUCAACGUGUCCAUCUCCGACCAUUAUCAUAUCAAUAACCGCACAAAAUACUGCAUGACUGCACCCAUCUGGUUAGAUACACUGCAACCUCGACCGCUCGCUCACCGUUCAUCGCCUCCGGGCUGAAAUCUUGGCGGAACCUGUCUAUCUAAUCUGAUCGACUCGAUCAAAAAUUCUCCGACGACAUCCAGCAUAGAUAGCAGUGACCGAAUUUCUUCUACGGACGAAGCGUUCCUCUACAAAGCCACGGCUAUCACGCAGCCACCUACGAUUAUCUACCACCUAUCAAGAGAAGGCAGUCUGACACUCGACGCCAUGGAUCGAGGCGAUUCCGUCAUCUUCGACGCCUUGCAAGGCAUCGUCCCCGAGCAAGCCCUCGAGCUUCUUCAAGCACACAUCCAAGACCCGACCACAACCCUGCAAGCCGUAUGGCGCCAAACCAGCGCCGUCCUGAACAAGCUCGGCACCGUGCUCUCGCCGCUCUUCGCGCCGAUCCUCGCCCGCGCCCUCCAAGCCCUGCACGACUCGCCCGACGUCGUGGUGCUCGCCUUCGUCCUCGGCACCUUCGUGCUCGUGCUGCAGAUCGUCGCCUGGGUGCACCGCACGAUGAUGUACAUGACGCGCCUGGCCUUCCGCAUGCUAGGUUGGGCCGUGGUCUUCGCCAUGCUGGCCGUGGUCUGGCGCCGCGGCCCCGAGGCCACCAUCCGCGAUGUUGUCGUCUUCGUCGGCAAGAUGGCCGGCUACGCCGCCCUCGUCAAGGACAUCUGGCUCAGCGAGUACAAGAAGUUCGACGCCCAGACCAAGCGCGGCGGCGACUUCGGCGGCACCGGUCCCCGCGUGCCUUCUUCGGGCGGCGGCUACUCCCGUUCGAGGAAUAAUAACGGUUGGUAGUUAGUUUUGGGGGAUUAUGAUAUGGGGAACGCACCGUUUUGCGGAAUACGAACGACACUUGCGAAUUACACGGGACCUGGAUGAAUGGAUGAAUGUUUAAUGAUGGGGGUUGGAAGGGAUAUCCAUUUGGCAGGUUAUUCUUUGAGUAACGAUACGUUCUUCGUUCAGGACAUGAGAAAUGACUAAGGAAGCUCUUUACAGAGAAUGAAUAAACAUCAUGCCAAAAU
This is a messenger RNA of Annulohypoxylon truncatum, 1261 nucleotides long. RefSeq lists its product as uncharacterized. The transcript is spliced from 2 exons. The coding region runs from base 459 to 1034 and encodes 191 amino acids. The record is from RefSeq and is a predicted model, not a curated record. NCBI's taxonomy places the organism in Eukaryota, Fungi, Ascomycota, Sordariomycetes, Xylariales, Hypoxylaceae.